Saccoglossus kowalevskii is the source of this 1207-nucleotide messenger RNA. Its product is annotated as NACHT and WD repeat domain-containing protein 2-like. NCBI's taxonomy places the organism in Eukaryota, Metazoa, Hemichordata, Enteropneusta, Harrimaniidae. Gene Ontology annotation, molecular function: protein binding. The record is from RefSeq and is a predicted model, not a curated record.
GUGUAUGAGUUUACUAAGAUGGUGGCUGAUGAUGGAGGUCAAUUGAAGGUCACUGAAGAUGGCUCGACGCUGGCUUGUUUUGGAUUGGACGAGACUGGUAAAGAACAAAGACUAUUGUUUUUGGAUGCCGAUGAGGGCGAGUUCAUUCACGAGUUGGCAGUUUCACAGACUGCCAAUAUGUUCGCAGUAAAUGGCGGGUUCACAUUCGCGGCUGUCUGUGACCCGGAAGGGAAAUCAGGACCAACGAUACAGCUGUGGGACGUGGUACAGCAGAUGGUGGUGGCAGAAUACCUACCAUAUUACAACGCCGAUAUAACAUCUAUCUCCAUGACAACCGAUGCAAGAUACUUGCUGAGCGCGGCAAAGGACGUGGUGCACGUGUGUGAGAUAUUCCUGGACGAUGACACAAAUGGAAGAAAACAAAAAUUGCCGAAGAUAUCUAUUCGAAGACAGUGGACGGCAGAUACGACUAACGCCACAACAAGACAUAAAAUACCCAUUACCAAAAACCAACUCAAAUGUCCAGGUUCAUCGCAACAGCUCCCGGGUGACAUCUGCGAUGUUGGCUUGUUCUUUACUCCAACCAAGUCCAAUAUAACUACAGUGUGUACGAGGCCAACCAUUCAGCACAACCCGUCGUUACGCAUCGUUGUUGGGGACGAGGGGGGAAAUGGACACGCCCUUGAACUUGUGCAAUAGUCUCCAGUACGUGGUCAGUUUCGUCAUGUGUAUGUCAGAGGACAUGGACAAGCCGGCUCAAUCAGUAUGCUUCUUUAGCAAAUUGUAAUACAAUGUACAUAUUUGUACAAAUACGAUAAUUCAGCAAAGAUUUGCUCAUACAUGUUGUAAUCUCCUGUUUCAUCAUGUCUGGCUAUAUCCAAGUAAUUCAAUUUUAAUUAUACAUCUAUACCCCCCCCUGUGUCACCUGAUACUACAAUCAAUUAUCUGAUAUUUCAGCAUGUCACAUUUGCAUAAUUAUUACUACACGCAAAUGGACCAUCGCAUGUCGAGUGAAUAAAAUGCUCCCAUAAACUAAGACCUCUGCUUAUGGUAUGACCUAUUAUUUGGGUCCAUGAUGCGGCAAUAGACAAUUUGUACUUACUUACUUUAACUUUUGAUCGUUGAGGGCAUAGUAUAACAGCAAGAAGUUCUCAACUAUGAUCUUAAGAAAAUUGGUACAUGUCGCCGGGACUAUCACAAUGACCGA